AACAUGCAAAGAUAUGAUGUUUCUCGAGUAUAUAAAAAUAAGUAGAAUUCUUAUUGACAGGUCAUUGUGGUUAUGUUAAAAUGGUAUCAUGACAGUAGCUACAGGUACUCAAAAAACAACAACGUUUUAUUCUAUUCUGUUACACACGAACAUUAUUUUCACCUCACGAAGCAGUAACAAAUUUAUUUUUAAAUUUUUGCGAAUUACAUGUUCGGUAAAUGUCCGAUGAUGAUUUUUAAUGACCUGAAUUCAAACUCGCAAACGUUUCUUAUUGCUGAUCAUCUUAACUAGUCAUUUGAGUGUGAUGAGAUUUAGUGUAUUUACUUAAUCUGUACAAAUAGUAUGAUACGUGUAUAUGAGAAACUUGAACCCAGGUUCACAUGUUUGUUGGGUUUCGUAUCAUAAUAUUCCUGCGUUUUUUUUUUUACUCUUGAAUAUAAAUAACAUAGCUACACAAAAAUAUGAAUAAUUAAAUCAUUUUUAUUCAUUCCAUUUCGUCAAUAAAAACAUAGAUGAAACCAGGCUUGACGUAAACCAAAAAACGUGAAAUAAAAUUAUUGAACAAGCUGAAGAAAAAUAGAACUCUCAUCCAAUUAAUAAUAGAUGUAGUCAUCAAUAAAAAUCGAACACAGUUCAAAAUGUUGUCAAAAAAAUUCUUUUGCAAAUUUAUUUUAAUUUCAAGAAACUCACAAGAAGAAAAUCUUGGCGGUACAAACAUGAGCGAUAAAUGUACGACUUCUUAUCCAGACGAGCAUGGCGUAUACGAAAUUGUAACAUGUCUUUUAUUUGCUGUGGCUGCUCUCAUCCUCAUUCUCAUCCACUUAUUUUGUCCUGCGCAUAAACAGAGAUGGGCAGUAAGAAAAGAUAAAAACAGGCACGUGAUUAAUAUUGAUGAUGACGUCACAAAUAGGUACGUCAAUGGAUACACCGCUCUUAAAUCCGAUCCUGAUAAACCGCGAAACGGGAUACUUACAUCAACAAAAGCGAAAUCCAGCUUUGAUAACAACAACUUGCAGUCAACACAUUGGAACGGCCAACAAAACCAGGACCCACGACUCAGGUCAUCUUCACUCAACGUCCAGUUUAAGCUUGACAGUAACAGCAACAAUGGUUUUACAAACAUAGGGAAGCAGGGUCCUAGUAAAAACUCUGUUAGUUUCCAGUCUGUUCAUCGUCCACCAUCAUACCUUCACAGUCACAUCAGUCCUACUAUGAAGCGAGCGUCAAGCAGUCAGGAGUUAACCACGGCUUCCAAACGAAGCACAAAUUCUUUAAGCGCUUAUAACAGUCUGCCCAAUGUUAAUCAACCGAACAUGGCCAUCAUGCAAAAGACACCAUCAUUUGAACCGAGUGGUCAGUCAUACUACGACGAGAGAUUAAGCCGGGAUUUUGAAGAAAGCCUUGACGAGGGUGAGAUGCAAUGCACAGUUAGUUAUGAUCGAGCAAGGUAUUUACUUAUUUUGGAUACACUAGCCAUCCAAACAACCUUGCCACCUGGGGCACCUGGAUUUGUUGUCGAAGUGACUUUAGCACCAAAACCUUCCGAAGUUAUCCGUUCUAAAGUGUACGUUACAAAUCAACCCGAGGUCGAUAUCACUUUGAAUGAGCCCUUCUACCUAAAAUGUAGUGAGUUUGAACUUGCAAGUUGUUCCAUAAUAAUCACCGUGAAACCUGUGUUAAGUUCGAUGAUAUUUUUUGCCGAAACCGACCUCAACAGUUUGGAUUUAUUGCGAAAUGGAGAAAUGUAUCUGGGCGGCUUUCUGAAAGGAAUCUAUACAAACAUGUUGUCCUAAACAAAAUGGAGAAGAUAAGUAAUCGGUUUUAUCAGAACAUGAUGCUUUUAAUUCGUUGGAAAAUGGGAAGAUCCGCAGAACGAAGUUGUAUGAUUAUGUAUUCAUAAGUUGAUACAACAUUUGGUAUACUCUAAACAUUAUGGUAGAUCCACUUGUACAACGUAAGAUCACCGCUUAUGUAAUAUAGAAAAUUAUAUCGUAAAACACAAUUUAUCAUUCCAUAUUCGGGGACUGCGCCGUCCUCAAUAUAAAAAAGCAAUAUGGGGCUCCACCUCACCAGAGACUGUUCUAUGUAAG
Molecule: messenger RNA, 2090 nt
Organism: Hydractinia symbiolongicarpus
Lineage: Eukaryota; Metazoa; Cnidaria; Hydrozoa; Anthoathecata; Hydractiniidae
Exons: 5
Coding region: 639-1793 (384 amino acids)
Source: RefSeq, a predicted model, not a curated record